Molecule: messenger RNA, 468 nt
Organism: Nicotiana attenuata
Lineage: Eukaryota; Viridiplantae; Streptophyta; Magnoliopsida; Solanales; Solanaceae
Exons: 1
Coding region: 1-468 (155 amino acids)
Source: RefSeq, a predicted model, not a curated record
AUGUAUGCCUCAAGUGCAAAGGCUGUGUGGGAUGAUUUGCAUGAAAGGUUUGAUAAAGUGGCUGGUUCAAGAUCGUACAAUUUACAUAAAGAAAUUGCUACACUUAGUCAAGGAAUAGCAUAUGUUUCUGCUUAUUUUUCGAAACUGAAAGAUUUGUGGGAGGAAUUUGAAGCACUGGUUCCUGCACCUGAGUGUGACUGUCCAAAAUCAAGAGAGUUUGUUGUUCACUUGCAAAAAUUGAAGUUGUUUCAGUUCUUGAUGGGGCUAAAUGAUUCCUGCAGCCAGGCUAGAAGUCAAAUCUUGCUCAUGAGUCCAAUGUCAACGGUUAAUCAAGCAUAUGCCAUGGUGAUUAGUGAUGAGAGCCAGAAAUCAGUUGCAGCAAAUGCUGGCUUACUAGGAGCAAAUCCUACAUCUGGAACUAGUCUAUUUGAUAUGGCAAUGUAUACUAAAACUGGGGGAAAUUAUUAG